AUGGCUGAAAACGAUAGACUGAAGGAGUUUCAAGAAGCUAACAGGAUUGUUUUUGAUCCGACGACCCGGCAGGUCUGGGAAGGCCAGGAGAAGAAGGUGAGUGACGAACAACUGCCGGAAUUCCACGAUGCAGAGGUGAAGACAGCGGGCGAUGAAGAGGGGGAGAAUUCGGCGACAUCGGGCAUAGUACCUACAUUACAGAAUAUUGUCGCUACGGUGAAUCUGGGAUGCCGUCUGGAUCUAAAGACCGUGGCGUUGCAUGCGCGUAACGCAGAAUACAAUCCUAAGCGGUUUGCAGCGGUUAUUAUGCGUAUCAGGGAACCUAAGACUACGGCACUAAUAUUUGCGUCCGGUAAGAUGGUUGUUACCGGUGCGAAAAGUGAGGAUGACUCCAAGUUAGCGAGCCGGAAGUAUGCGAGAAUCAUUCAGAAGAUCGGAUUCGCAGCUAAGUUCACAGAUUUCAAGAUACAGAAUAUAGUCGGAUCGUGUGAUGUGAAGUUCCCGAUACGUUUAGAGGGUCUAGCGUUCAGCCACGGGCCUUUCUCGUCGUACGAGCCAGAACUGUUCCCCGGUUUGAUUUAUAGAAUGGUUAAGCCAAAGAUUGUUCUGUUGGUCUUUGUGUCGGGGAAAGUUGUCCUUACGGGUGCCAAGCAGAGGGAAGAGAUAUACCAGGCUUUUGAAGCCAUAUAUCCGGUGCUGAGUGAAUUUCGGAAGAUGUAG
Molecule: messenger RNA, 720 nt
Organism: Torulaspora globosa
Lineage: Eukaryota; Fungi; Ascomycota; Saccharomycetes; Saccharomycetales; Saccharomycetaceae
Gene: SPT15
Product: TATA-binding protein
Exons: 1
Coding region: 1-720 (239 amino acids)
Biological process (GO): DNA-templated transcription initiation
Molecular function (GO): DNA binding; RNA polymerase II general transcription initiation factor activity
Source: RefSeq, a predicted model, not a curated record